Molecule: messenger RNA, 829 nt
Organism: Musca vetustissima
Lineage: Eukaryota; Metazoa; Arthropoda; Insecta; Diptera; Muscidae
Product: NADH dehydrogenase [ubiquinone] flavoprotein 2, mitochondrial-like
Exons: 5
Coding region: 101-829 (242 amino acids)
Biological process (GO): mitochondrial electron transport, NADH to ubiquinone
Molecular function (GO): NADH dehydrogenase activity
Source: RefSeq, a predicted model, not a curated record
UAGCAAAGUCUGUCGGUAUUUGAGGGAGAUCAACAAUUUCUUCCAUACUCCUUGGAAAUAAACCGAAAAAUUCAGCACAUUUCCAUUGAAUAUAAGAAAAAUGCUUGCUAAUUGUGCCACCAAAACGCUGCAAUAUGUGCGCGGCAGUCUACGUGCCAUCGCUACAUCAGCCACCCAACGCAGUGACAACUUGUUUGUCCAUCGUGAUACACCCGAAGACAAUCCUGAUAUUCCAUUUGAAUUUACACCGGAAAAUAAGAAGCGCGUUGAAGCCAUCAUGAGCAUCUACCCUGAGGGACACAAACGUGGUGCCAUGAUUCCCUUGUUGGAUUUGGCCCAGCGUCAACACGGUUGGUUGCCAAUUUCCGCCAUGCACAAGGUUGCUGAAAUUUUGGAAUUGCCCAAUAUGCGUGUCUACGAAGUAGCCACUUUCUAUACAAUGUUUAUGCGUAAACCCACUGGUAAAUAUCACGUGCAGGUGUGCACAACUACACCCUGUUGGUUGAGAGGUUCCGAUGAAAUUUUGGAAACAUGCAAGAAAACUUUGGGCAUUGGUGUUGGUGAAACCACCAAGGAUAUGAAAUUCACCAUUUCCGAAGUUGAAUGUUUGGGUGCCUGUGUCAAUGCUCCCAUGGUAGCCAUUAAUGAUGAUUACUAUGAAGAUUUAACCGCCAAGGAUAUGCAAGAAAUUUUGGCCGACUGCAAGGCUGAUCGUGUCUCUCCUCCCGGUCCCCGUAAUGGCCGUUUUGCCAGCGAACCCAAGGGUGAGCCCACCUCAUUGAGUGAGGAACCCAAGGGCCCCGGUUUCGGUCUUCAACCUGGCUUAUAA